Psammomys obesus (fat sand rat) is the source of this 2506-nucleotide messenger RNA. RefSeq names its product deoxynucleotidyltransferase terminal interacting protein 2 (gene Dnttip2). The transcript has 7 exons. Gene Ontology annotation, biological process: RNA processing. Lineage: Eukaryota; Metazoa; Chordata; Mammalia; Rodentia; Muridae. Gene Ontology annotation, molecular function: RNA binding. The coding region runs from base 29 to 2296 and encodes 755 amino acids. Gene Ontology annotation, cellular component: nucleolus. The record is from RefSeq and is a predicted model, not a curated record.
UGGCUUCCGGGAAUACAGAGUCGUGAAAAUGGUGGUCACCAGGUCCGGACUGACUGGGACCCCGCUCCAAAAAAGCCCCAAGUCGAAGGGUUCUGUUUCUAAAAGAAUUGGGACACAUUUAAAAAGCAAGAAAGAAUCAGGAUCCAAUGGCAGCACCACUGAAUCACAGACUGAUGAGAAACGAAGUUCAGUCCUCUCUAGAAGGACAAAAAGCAGAACUACAGGCCCAGCAGAGAUCACUGAACUGGCUACUGAGGGAGAAGCCUCUGAGGCGGAGUCUCAUACUUCAGGGAUUUCUUAUGUGUCUGAGGUCCAGGAGCCCAUUAUAAGAAUAACUAGGAAAAGACGGGUUGUAAUUGCACCCACCCCAAAGUCCAUUGUUAAGAAAAGGCAGAAAGUAACUCCUCAACAUGAAUCUCUUGAUGGAGAAGUUGUUUCUGAAGCGGAAUCUCAUGCUUCAGGAGUUUCUAUGGUUAUAUCUUCCACAGAGUGUGGAAGAAAUAGGGUUAAAUCUCAGAGAUAUUCAAGCCAAGAGUCGCAUGCAGAUGCUCUAUCUGAUGUUGAAUCAUCAUGCUCAGGCAUUUCAUCACCUGGGAUUGCAUCUAGAAGAACAGCCAGGAAUACGCAGAAAAAAUUACAGGCCCAAGAUGAGAAGAAGGAUACAAAGAUUACACCAGAAAAUAAAAAGCAAAUUGUGGAUACAUACGUGGAUUCAGAGGAAUCAGAUACUGAACAGACCUCUCAGUUAGCAGGAAGACCAGUUUCUCAGAUAAAUAUGCCAAAUAUUUCUAAUAAUGAAACUUAUAAUGACUAUGAUUCCAUCCGUAGAAAUUCAAGGAAAAAACUAACAACACAAAACCAUCAAAAUUCACAUAUACAAGAGGAAAAACAAGCUGAUGAUGUGUCUCUUAUAGAAAUCAGAAAGAAUUGUAAGAGUCUGCAUGAAGAGGACACCAAAAUAAUAGAGGAAAAAGAAAUUAAUAAGAAAGACUUCCAGUUGAGUCUUUCUGAAGUUGAAGACAGCAGCCUUCAACAGUCAGUUUCUCAGAAUCAUUCAUGCACCCGAAAUAAUAACAAAGCUGAAUCACAGCCUUCAAGUCGACAAUACGGGCCUAAAGUGAAAUCAUUAAAGGUCAAGUCUGCAGUUGUGAAAAUAGAACGAUGGAAUGAAGAGAGAGGGAGCAGUGUGGAAACGAAUGGCUUGGCACAAUUCGAUGAUCGUGGUGAUAGUAAUGCUGAACCCACGAGUGUAGGUGUCAGUGAAGACCAGAACAAUCAAAAUGUAGUUCUUGAAUGUGAUACCAGCGUAUGCAAGCCUGAUGUCAACAUGUCCCAGGAUAUAGAUAGUCCUGUUUUAUUAUUUCCUAGCAGUGAUGAAAGUGAACAGUCUGGGUACAGUGAGAAUGAAAAGGACACUUUGUGUCCUGUUGAAAGCAGCCAAAAGGAGUCAUCAAGUGAGGACUUGCAAGAGGCAGCAUGUGAUAGUGCGCUGUUUGUAAUUGACAGAACUCCUGGAUUGAGUUCUGAUAAGACUUUUUACCUAGACGACAAGGCUCCAAGUGAAGUUGCUAGCGAAAAAGAAGAGGAGGAGGAAGACGGAAACAGUGAAGACGAAUCAUCAGACAGUGAUGAAAACAAAGAUGAGUCUAGUGAUGAGGAAGACUUACUAAAUAACACAAAGUCGAAACUUCUGAAGUUGACAAGUAGCAGCAUAGACCCUGGACUAAGUAUCAAGCAGUUGGGUGGUUUGUAUAUUAAUUUCAAUGUAGACAAACUGCAGCAGCCUCACAAGAAAACGCUAACACAGAUUAAGGAGAAAAAGAAAAACGAGCUUCUGCAGAAAGCUGUCAUUACACCUGAUUUUGAAAAAAACUAUUGUGUCCCACCAUAUAGUGAAUCAAAGCGUCAACUUCAGAAACAGCGCAGGAAAGAGCGACAAAAAACAGCCGGUAAUGGUUGGUUUGGCAUGAAAGCUCCAGAACUGACAGAUGAACUGAAAAAUGAUCUCAAAGCAUUAAAGAUGAGAGCAAGCAUGGACCCAAAAAGGUUUUACAAGAAAAAUGACAGAGAUGGUUUCCCCAAGUACUUCCAGGUUGGAACCAUCGUUGAUAAUCCAGCUGACUUCUACCAUUCACGAAUUCCCAAAAAACAGAGGAAAAAGACUAUUGUGGAAGAACUUCUGGCUGAUUCUGAGUUCAGGAGAUUUAAUCGAAGGAAGUAUUCAGAAAUCAUGGCUGAAAAAUUAGCAAAUGCAGAAGGAAAGAAGUUCCGAAAAAAGAAGAAAUUUCGAAAUUAGAUCCCACAAAGCAAAUCAUAGCAUUUUAUAGAUACCCUUCAUUUGCUGAAGAGCAUCACAUAAUUUAUAUAAAUAUGUAUAAAUAUUUAGUGAUUUCUGUUGGAAAUAAAGCUGACUGACAGAAUCAACCAUGUGACCCUUGGAAUAAAAAUAGGUGUAAUAUCUGGUUUUAGACUGUUAAAGGGAAAAUAAAUAUCAACUAUUUUAGUA